Molecule: messenger RNA, 3400 nt
Organism: Drosophila melanogaster (fruit fly)
Lineage: Eukaryota; Metazoa; Arthropoda; Insecta; Diptera; Drosophilidae
Gene: Mer
Product: merlin
Exons: 5
Coding region: 358-2265 (635 amino acids)
Biological process (GO): regulation of cell population proliferation; epithelial structure maintenance; compound eye photoreceptor development
Cellular component (GO): protein-containing complex; cytoplasmic side of apical plasma membrane; plasma membrane
Molecular function (GO): cytoskeletal protein binding; actin binding
Source: RefSeq, marked reviewed
CUAUGUUUAUGUCGCGCAUAUCGGGAAUUUGUCGUACAAUUGCGAUUCGCGGUGCAAACAAUCGACCAUCAGCCCAAAUUGCCAUUGCCAUUGCCCGGAGCACCGAAUUGGCUGCAAAAUGAGGCAGUCCGCGAUAGGCGAGGACCGCAGGAGCAGCAACAAGGAAUCGUGCCACUAGAUGGCACAGGAGCACCAGAAGGACCAAGAAUCAGAUUAGCAGGAGCAACAAGUCCUUUGCACGCAACAGGUUAUCACGAAUUGCCCACAAGAGCACUCAGUUCCCACUCCAAUCCAAUUGCAUCUAACGCAUCACAUCACAUUGCGUCGAAUCUAAUCAAAACACAUCACAUAAUCGCGAUGAGCCCCUUCGGCUCCAAGAAAAACCGAUCCCUGUCGGUGCGGGUGAGCACCUUCGACUCGGAGCUGGAGUUCAAGCUGGAGCCGCGCGCCUCCGGCCAGGAUCUGUUCGACCUGGUGUGCCGCACCAUCGGGCUGCGCGAGUCUUGGUACUUUGGGCUGCAGUACGUCGACACCCGCAGCAACGUGUCCUGGCUGAAAAUGGAGAAGCGGGUGCGCGACCAGCGCGUUGAGCUGCACGCUAGCAAUAAUGUGUAUGUGUUUAGCUUCUACGCCAAGUUCUUUCCGGAGAACGUCAGCGAGGAGCUGAUCCAGGAGAUCACGCAGCACCUGUUCUUCCUGCAGGUCAAGCAGAGCAUCCUCUCCAUGGACAUCUACUGCCGCCCGGAGGCGUCCGUGCUGCUGGCCUCCUACGCGGUGCACGUGCAAUACGGUCCGUACGACUACGAGACCUACAAGGACGGUAUGCUGGCCGGGGGUGAGCUUCUGCCCAAGGGAGUGACCGAUCAGUACCAGAUGACGCCCGAAAUGUGGGAGGAACGGAUCAAGACAUGGUACAUGGACCAUGAGCCCAUGACGCGCGACGAGGUGGAGAUGGAGUACCUGAAGAUUGCUCAGGACCUGGACAUGUACGGAGUAAACUACUUUCCUAUUACGAAUAAGAACAAAACCAAAUUGUGGCUGGGCGUCACCUCCGUGGGCCUAAACAUCUACGAUGAGCGCGAUAAGCUAACGCCAAAGACAACGUUCCAGUGGAACGAGAUACGGCACGUCAGCUUCGACGACAAGAAGUUCACCAUUCGCCUGGUGGAUGCCAAGGUUUCGAAUUUCAUCUUUUACUCGCAGGACCUCCACAUCAACAAAAUGAUUCUUGACCUGUGCAAGGGCAAUCACGAUCUAUAUAUGCGCCGCCGCAAACCCGACACCAUGGAAAUCCAGCAGAUGAAGGCCCAAGCCAAGGAGGAGAAGCAACGCCGCCAGAUCGAACGCAAAAAGUUCAUCAGGGAAAAGAAGCUGCGCGAAAAGGCGGAGCACGAGCGCUACGAGCUGGAGAAGAGCAUGGAGCACCUGCAAAACGAAAUGCGCAUGGCCAACGAUGCACUUCGGCGUUCCGAAGAGACCAAGGAGCUGUACUUCGAAAAGAGUCGUGUCAACGAGGAGCAGAUGCAGCUGACCGAGUGCAAGGCAAACCACUUCAAGACGGAAAUGGACCGGCUGCGCGAGCGACAAAUGAAAAUCGAGCGGGAGAAGCACGACCUGGAGAAGAAGAUUCGCGACGCCGACUUCUAUGUCCACCAGCUGACGGUGGAGAACGACAAGCGGGAGGCCGAGACUGAGAAGCUGCGCAAGGAGCUGAUCUGCGCCAAAAUGGCGGAGCGCGAGGCCACCGCUCGCCUGCUCGAAUUCCUCAACAGCGGCCGCAAGUCCUCCACGGAUAGCCUGCUGACCGCCUCCAGUGUGUCGCACGCGGCGAAUACGGCGUCCAGCAUGGCGGCCAUCAGCACACCCUCCCUGAUCACAAGCAGCUCAACCAAUGAUUUGGAGACCGCCGGCGGCGCCGAGCUGACCACCCACUCGUCACACUACCUGGUCCAAGGUGACAACUCCAGCGGCAUUUCGGACGACUUCGAGCCCAAGGAGUUCAUACUCACCGACAACGAGAUGGAGCAGAUCACCAAUGAGAUGGAGCGCAACCACCUCGACUACCUGCGCAACUCCAAGCAGGUGCAAAGUCAACUGCAGACACUGCGCUCCGAGAUCGCGCCGCACAAGAUUGAGGAGAACCAGAGCAACCUGGACAUCCUCAGCGAGGCGCAGAUCAAGGCCGGCGAAAAUAAAUACUCCACGCUCAAGAAACUCAAGUCCGGCUCGACCAAGGCGCGUGUCGCCUUCUUCGAGGAGCUCUGACCUCCUCCGCCUCCGCCUCCUCCGUCACCUACUCCCCCCUCACCCCCGCAUCCGCCGACAUGACUAAUACCCCAUCUAGCUGUACGAUACGUUACGAUUUGGCGUGUGUGCCUGUGCGCGUGCUAGAGUGUAUGAGUGCCUUAACCGUAGUUGUACUAUAUCCUACUAUAACAUACUAUAUUUAAUGUUUUUCGAUUGUUCGCUCAAGCCGCUGCUGUAAUAAACCAAUUGCAAACGUACAUAUGUACAUACAUAUGUACAUAUAUGAUUUUACAUUCACUUACGCACGAAAAAUAUUCAUAAAGUAGAUGGGCGAUUAGAUACCGUUAUUUUCGGUAGAAGAUAUUCAACACCUUCCAUGCAGUUCCACAAUUCAUCGCUCUUGAGAAACAUCACACCCUCUCACCGACACCGACUCUCUCGAACGCGAUCUCUCUCUUCCAAAAAUGAAAACUAAUAAACCGCAAAACAGAAUCAAAGGACGAUUAAAAUGCGCUCAAACAACGGUGAUCAAUAGCGAAGAUUUGGCGCUCUUUUGACUUUGUCAGUGUGUUGAUACCUUCCCUGCAGUUCCCCAAUUCAUCGAUCUUGAGAAACAUCACACUCUCUCACCGACACCGACUCUCUCGCGAGCGAUCUCUCUCCCAAAGAUGAAAAACCAUAAACCGCAAAACCCAAAACCGCUAAAGCAGCGAUGAAAAAACGCUGAAUCAAAGGACGAUUGGCCCGUUAAAAUGCGCUUAAACAACGGUGAUUAAUAGCGAUGUUUUUGGGAUUUUUUUUUCAUACCGAUGAUUUCCUAAAACAUGCCAAUGUUAAAAUCACCGGUAGCUUUCGUGCAAAUUGUGCGGUGUUUAAGCGCUCAACAUUUUUAAAAGAGCGGUGAUUUACCGAUUAAAAGUCGGUGACUGGAACUGCAGGCACGGAUUUGUUCUAGUUAAGUCUGAAUGUUAAUUACGAUAUUCUUGAAGCUCCCUCCUAUUCCGCUGAGCGUGGUCGGUUUACGGAUGUUAUCCCAGAGACUGUGGAUGUCCAUCCGAUUCCAUGGUCUCUUAGUUCUGUUGCCAUAUAUUUUCUGUCAGCUCGUUUAAAUACAUAUGUACAUAUGUACAUACAUACAUACAACUAUGCAAAU